AUGGCGGACGUCGAUAUGACUGAUGUUCCGAGUACUACAGUGGCGAAGAAGGCUAAAGGCGGUGAUGCUGAUGCCAAGGGCGAGAAGAAGCGCUUCGAGGUGAAGAAGUGGAACGCCGUCGCACUAUGGGCCUGGGAUAUCGUGGUCGACAACUGCGCCAUCUGCCGUAACCACAUCAUGGACCUCUGCAUUGAGUGUCAGGCUAACCAAGCCUCGGCGACCAGCGAGGAGUGUACUGUAGCAUGGGGAAUUUGCAACCACGCAUUCCACUUCCACUGUAUCUCACGCUGGCUGAAGGCCCGACAAGUCUGCCCGCUUGACAACAGAGACUGGGAAUUCCAGAAGUAUGGUCGCUAG
Messenger RNA from Pseudomassariella vexata, 357 nucleotides. Its product is annotated as E3 ubiquitin-protein ligase RBX1. Gene Ontology annotation, biological process: protein ubiquitination; ubiquitin-dependent protein catabolic process. The coding region runs from base 1 to 357 and encodes 118 amino acids. Gene Ontology annotation, molecular function: ubiquitin protein ligase activity; cullin family protein binding; zinc ion binding. The record is from RefSeq and is a predicted model, not a curated record. The transcript is spliced from 3 exons. Lineage: Eukaryota; Fungi; Ascomycota; Sordariomycetes; Amphisphaeriales; Pseudomassariaceae. Gene Ontology annotation, cellular component: cullin-RING ubiquitin ligase complex; nucleus.